Thamnophis sirtalis is the source of this 1445-nucleotide messenger RNA. Lineage: Eukaryota; Metazoa; Chordata; Lepidosauria; Squamata; Natricidae. The record is from RefSeq and is a predicted model, not a curated record.
CUUGCUCUAAGACUAAGCCGAUCCGAUGCAGAAAGAUGUUAUGGCGUUGGCUAUGGAGUUUCAGCCGCGGAGUGAGAUCACCUGGAGGAGCGGUCGCUGGCCUUUUUCGCUCCCGUCUUCAGGAGGGAGAAUCCUUGCUUCUCGCCCAGGAGUCUACGCAGACGGAUAACAGCUGGCGUGGCAAGCAUCAGCAGCCCAAAACCUUUGGAGACAGGAAUGUCUACUGCUAUACUCCAUUAGAAGCCUUUACAUGGAGUACAUUGGCUGUUCUUGCUUUGGAAUUAAUGAAACAAGCCCACUGGCUGCAUUCUGUUCAACCAGAUGGAAGGAACACUAAAGUUUGUCAGUCAAAGCCAUGGAGUGCUGAUUUGUCCCAAUGUCAUCAAUCAGACCAACUUAGAAGAGGAAGAAUUAGUUAAAGAAGCUGCUUCUCAAGUGCAAGAAACAUUUCAAGCCAGCAUUUCAGUAGCAUCCAACAUCCUUGGACUUGAAAACAUGCAAGCUGAACAGUCCAAAAUGGCUUUUUGCUGUUUCAAAAUGGCUGCAGACCACAAUUAUAGCAAAGCCCAAUACAAUGUAGGAUUAUGCUAUGAACAUGGAAGAGGCACCACAAAGGACAUGACUAAGGCAAUCCUCUAUUAUCAGCGGGCAGCUCAUCAGGGACACCUCUUGGCUCAAUACCGCUAUGUAAAAUGGCUUUUCUGCUGCUGGUAUAAAGCAGUUAUGCAGAACCAGAAUGAAUUACCACUGAAAGAAAGAACCUGUCGGUCCAGUCCUUGCCUUCAGAGCCUUGGUCAGCCACUGAGUGUUCACUUGGGACAGCCAUCUGUUGCCUUGCUUCGCUCAUGGAGUAUAGGACAUCUGGAAGAUAUGGCAGAUAGUUGUGAACUGCAAUCCUAUUUGGGGUUACCUGAUGAAGUCUCCAUCAAACUACAGCCUUUACCCUGCUGUUCAGAAAUAGUAGUUGAUUAACAUAGAUCAUGAGGAAACUUCCUUUUCAGAAACUUGAAAAACAUAUAGUUACUUUUUAUAAGCUUAGAAGCAGAUAGACAUUUUGAAGUUAUAUUUAAUUGCCUCAUAAAUGUAUAACUUCUUACCUCGUACUGAGGUAAGAAGUUAUUGAAUUUUAUAACCAAACCCAGCUUGAAUGUACUAUUUCAUCCUACAAGUUUGUGUUCUCACUAACCUCAUGAAAGUAUGUAUUAACAUGCUUAUAUGACAACUUUUUUACAAACUUCAAAAAUAGUCACCAAGCUAAUUGCCUUCAUUAACUGUUUUGGAGAAAAUUUGUACUCAGUAUUUGAACUGAACAUUCUCAUUACAAUCAGACCAUGAAAAUGUUACAUGAGACAGGAGCUGACGUCGCAACAGUCGAUACUUUUGCUGCUGGAUGGUCCUUUUGGACCUAAACCGUCCCGAAGAGAUGGUGACAAGGAAGAGUACGU